AUGGGGGGCGAGCGGCAGCAUUACUACGGGAAGCACGGAACACCACAGAAGUAUGACCCCACCUUCAAAGGACCCAUUUACAACAGAGGCUGCACAGACGUCAUUUGCUGUGUGUUCCUCCUCCUGGCCAUUGUGGGCUAUGUGGCUGUAGGCAUCAUAGCUUGGACUCACGGGGACCCUCGAAAAGUGAUCUACCCCACUGAUAGCCGAGGCGAGUUCUGCGGGCAGAAGGGCACGAAAAAUGAGAACAAACCCUUCCUGUUUUAUUUCAACAUUGUGAAGUGUGCCAGCCCCCUGGUCCUGCUGGAAUUCCAGUGUCCCACCCCCCAGAUCUGCGUGGAGAAAUGUCCUGACCGUUACCUCACCUACCUGAACGCUCACAGAUCCCAGGACUUUGAGUACUACAAGCAGUUCUGUGUGCCUGGCUUCCAGAACAACAAGGGUGUGACUGAGGUCCUCCGAGAUGGCGACUGCCCCGCCGUCCUCACCCCCAGCAAACCCUUGGCCCAGCGGUGCUUCCCAGACAUCCACAGCCACAAGGGGGUCCUCAUGGUGGGCAACGAGACAACCUAUGAGGAUGGGCAUGGCUCUCGGAAAAACAUCACAGAGCUGGUGGAAGGCGCCAAGAAGGCCAAUGGAGUCCUGGAGGCCCGGCAGCUGGCCAUGCGGAUAUUUGAAGAUUAUACAGUCUCCUGGUACUGGAUUAUCAUAGGCCUGGUCAUCGCCAUGGUAUUGAGCCUCCUGUUCAUCGUCCUGCUCCGCUUCUUGGCUGGCAUUAUGGUCUGGGUGAUGAUUGUCAUGGUGAUUUUGGUCCUAGGCUACGGCAUAUUUCAUUGCUACAUGGAGUACGCUCGACUGCGUGGCGAGGCCGGCUCUGACAUCUCCCUGGUGGACCUUGGCUUCCAGACGGACCUCCGCGUGUACCUGCACUUGCGGCAGACCUGGAUGGCCUUCAUGAUCAUUCUGAGCAUCCUCGAGGUUAUUAUCAUCUUACUGCUCAUCUUUCUACGGAAGAGAAUUCUCAUUGCCAUUGCACUCAUUAAAGAAGCCAGCAGGGCUGUGGGAUACGUGAUGUGCUCCUUGCUGUACCCACUGGUCACCUUCUUCCUGCUGUGCCUUUGCAUCGCCUACUGGGCUAGCACCGCUAUCUUUCUGUCCACUUCCAACGAAGCUGUCUAUAAGAUCUUCAAUGACACCGCUUGCUCAGUUGCUGGGAAAACCUGCAACCCCGAGACCUUCCCUUCCUCCAAUGAAUCCCGCCUGUGCCCUGGAGCCCACUGCCAGUUCGCCUUCUACGGUGGUGAGUCGACUUACCACCGGGCCCUGCUGGGCCUGCAGAUCUUCAAUGCCUUCAUGUUCUUCUGGCUGGCCAACUUCGUGCUGGCGCUGGGCCAGGUCACGCUAGCUGGCGCCUUCGCCUCCUACUACUGGGCCCUGAACAAGCCGGAUGACCUGCCUGCCUUCCCACUCUUCUCUGCCUUCGGCCGGGCGCUCAGGUAUCACACAGGCUCUCUGGCCUUCGGCUCCCUCAUUCUGGCCAUCGUGCAGGUCAUCCGAGUGAUACUCGAGUACUUGGAUCAGCGCCUGAAAGCUGCAGAGAACAAAUUUGCAAAGUUCCUCAUGACCUGUCUCAAAUGCUGCUUCUGGUGCCUGGAGAAAUUCAUCAGAUUCCUCAACAGGAAUGCCUACAUCAUGAUUGCCAUCUACGGCACCAACUUCUGCACCUCAGCCAGAAACGCCUUCUUCCUCCUCAUGAGAAACAUCAUCAGGGUGGCUGUCCUGGACAAAGUUACCGACUUCCUCCUCCUGUUGGGCAAACUUUUGAUCGUGGGUAGUGUGGGGAUCCUGGCUUUCUUUUUCUUCACCCACCGAAUCAGGAUCGUGCAGGACACAGCACCACCCCUCAAUUAUUACUGGGUCCCUAUACUGACGGUGAUCAUCGGCUCCUAUCUGAUUGCCCACGGCUUCUUCAGCGUCUACGGCAUGUGUGUGGACACACUAUUCCUCUGUUUCUUGGAGGACCUGGAGAGGAACGAUGGCACCGCUGAGAGGCCUUACUUCAUGUCUCUCACCCUCAAGAAGCUUUUGAACAAGACCAACAAGAAGCCAGUGGAGUCCUAA
Messenger RNA from Lipotes vexillifer (Yangtze River dolphin), 2121 nucleotides. RefSeq names its product solute carrier family 44 member 2 (CTL2 blood group) (gene SLC44A2). Bases 1 to 2121 code for a protein of 706 amino acids. The record is from RefSeq and is a predicted model, not a curated record. The transcript is spliced from 23 exons. Gene Ontology annotation, molecular function: transmembrane transporter activity. Gene Ontology annotation, biological process: transmembrane transport. NCBI's taxonomy places the organism in Eukaryota, Metazoa, Chordata, Mammalia, Artiodactyla, Lipotidae. Gene Ontology annotation, cellular component: membrane.